Messenger RNA from Spirodela intermedia, 822 nucleotides. Lineage: Eukaryota; Viridiplantae; Streptophyta; Magnoliopsida; Alismatales; Araceae. The record is from the annotation of a GenBank genome assembly.
AUGCCGGACUUCGCCUGGCCUUCGGGAGGAGAGCCGGUCGACCCGGCGGCGCCGUCACGGGACGAGCAACCCAUCCCACCGCCGCCAGUCGAGCAGCCCGCGGCGUCGUCACAGUCGCCCCCGUCCGCGGCGCUGCCGGCAGCACAGCCCAUCGCGCCGUCGGGGACGAUCAAACGGGACACGAAGCAGCAAAUCCUCGCCACCAUCCCGCCGGACGCCGCGGUGACGUCCCAACCUUUCAUCACGUCGCCGUCGGGGAACUUCGUUGGGUGCCUUCUCCGCCGGACCAAGGCUCCGGGUGCCGCAGGAUUCGGCAACGACUUCUGCUACAUCCAGGUGCAGGACACGAGCACCGGCGCGAGCGUGUGGGAGUCGGAGUGCGCGCCGGCGAGCACCGCCAACGCUUGCAGCGUCGUCUUCACCGACGCCGGGCUGGAGGUGUUCGACGGCAGCCGGCCGGCGUGGGACGCGGGGGUCGACGCCGAUCACCUGGAGACGCUGGAGCUGGUCGAUGAGGGCGACAUGAGGAUCAGAACCCAGGGCGGCGAGCUUGCUUGGAGGGCCAGCGACCGGCCGCUGGCGAACCAGCAGUGCGGGCUGGCGACGGGAGAGCCUUCGUUCGCCGCUCCCAUUGGCGGCAACACCAAUCAGCCUUUCGGACAGCCCUCACAUGGCACCUCGUCACAGCAGGGAAACGACGGCCAGCAGCCCCUCGUCGACAAUAACCCCUUCGACAGUGCUUCUUCCCCCCGGAUUCGCCAUGGCUGGCUUACCUUCGCUUCGGCUCUCGUCCUCGUGGCAGCCCAUGGUUUCCCCCUCUGA